AUGUUGAAGAUCUGGUCAAUGAAGCAGCAGCAAGCGCAGGCUGAGAAUGCCGAGAGCGCAGCUGGCAAAAAGAAGAAGAAGGUCACGGCGGCACAACUUCGAGUUCAACGAGACCUUCAAGAACUCACCCUUGGCAGCACCAUGAAGAUGUCCUUUCCGAACCCCGACGAUAUCCUAAACUUCACCCUAACUAUCGAGCCAGAUGAGGGCAUGUACAAGGGUGGCGUCUUCAACUUCAACUUCAGCGUCAACCAAAACUUCCCCCACGAUCCCCCCAAGGUCAAAUGCACCCAAAAGAUCUACCAUCCUAACAUUGACCUUGACGGCAAUGUUUGCUUGAACAUUCUCCGUGAGGACUGGAAACCAGUAUUAAACCUCAAUGCGGUUAUUGUGGGCAUGCAGGUAUGUGCGAUACGCGGGCUCCGCUGUGCUCUACACUUGGCUUUUCCCCCUAGGUCACUGACGAUUUCCGUGCGACGUGGAAAGUUCCUCUUCCUUGAGCCGAACGCCUCCGAUCCCUUGAACAAAGAAGCUGCAGACGACCUCCGCAACAACCGAGAUGCCUUCAAACGGAAUGUGCGGUCCUCCAUGGCUGGCGGAACUGUCCGGGGCGAAACUUUCGAACGAGUCCUUCGAUAG
Messenger RNA from Penicillium oxalicum, 639 nucleotides. Its product is annotated as NEDD8-conjugating protein UBC12. Lineage: Eukaryota; Fungi; Ascomycota; Eurotiomycetes; Eurotiales; Aspergillaceae. The record is from RefSeq and is a predicted model, not a curated record. The transcript has 3 exons. Bases 1 to 639 code for a protein of 212 amino acids.